AUGCGUUUGGUGCUGAAAUCUACUACAAGAGGGUCAAUUUUGAAUUGGGGCAAAAGAAGAAGAAUGGGAGGGACUGGUCCUUUCAUCCCGAUUCUGGGGGUUGCUUCAUGUGUGGUCUUCAUUUAUCUUUCAUUUGGCGACCUGUGGCCGGCGUAUCCUGUGGGACCGGCGUGGAGUUUUGUGCAGAGAAAUGGGACUCGGUUUAUGUUGGAUGGGAAGCCGUUUUAUAUCAAUGGGUGGAAUUCGUAUUGGUUGAUGGACCAUUCCGCCGAUAACCAGAGGAAACACAAGACUACUGCAAUGCUGGAAGCUGGUUCAAAAAUGGGUCUCACCGUCUGUAGAACUUGGGCGUUCAAUGAUGGCGGCCACAAUGCACUUCAGGUCUCUCCUGGCCGAUUUGAGGAGAAAGUUUUCAGGGCGUUGGAUCACGUGAUUGCUGAGGCGAAAGCACAUAAAGUCAGGCUGCUUCUUAGUUUAGUGAAUAACUUAAAACCAUAUGGCGGUAAGGAUCGAUAUGUGAAGUGGGCUUGGGAAGAAGGGGUUGGCUUGAGCGCUUCCAAUGAUUCUUUCUUCUAUGAUCCAUCCAUCAAAAAGUACUUUAAGCAUUAUUUACAGACCAUGCUGACAAGAAGGAACACUGUCACGGGAUUGGAAUAUAGGAACGAUCCAACCAUCUUUGCAUGGGAAUUGAUGAAUGAACCCCGUUGCAUGACAGAUCCUUCAGGAGAUACUGUUCAAAAUUGGAUCGAAGAAAUGUCGGCUUACGUGAAAUCAAUUGACAAGAAUCAUCUACUAACAGUGGGGCUGGAAGGGUUUUAUGGUCCUAAAAACCCCAAAAGACUGACUGUGAAUCCAGCAGAUUGGGCUGCAGACCUUGGAUCUGAUUUCGUUCGCAACUCAAAGGUUUCACACAUUGAUUUUGCCUCUGUUCACAUAUACCCUGACCAUUGGAUUGCUCAUCGAUCAUUUGAGGAUAAACUGUCAUUCGUUUCCAAGUGGAUGCUCUCACAUAUCGAAGAUGGUCACUAUGAGCUGAACAAGCCUGUUCUCUUCACCGAAUUUGGAUUGUCUAAUCUGAACAAGGACUUCCAACCAUCUCAACGUGACUGGUUAUACAAAACAGUUUAUGAUAUCAUAUACAAAUCUGCCAAGAGAAAGCGAGCCGGAGGUGGUGCUAUGAUGUGGCAACUAUUUGUUGAAGACAUGGACGAUAGUAAUGAUGAUUUUGGUAUUGUCCCGUGGGAAAGGGCAUCAACAUAUAAGUUGAUAACCGAGCAGUCAUGCAAACUGGCAAAACUCCGAGGCGCCAUAGAAGAGAACCAGAAUCUGAAAGAACUGUGCUUGCGCAAACAGUGA
Molecule: messenger RNA, 1356 nt
Organism: Linum trigynum
Lineage: Eukaryota; Viridiplantae; Streptophyta; Magnoliopsida; Malpighiales; Linaceae
Source: the annotation of a GenBank genome assembly